Molecule: messenger RNA, 1008 nt
Organism: Aaosphaeria arxii CBS 175.79
Lineage: Eukaryota; Fungi; Ascomycota; Dothideomycetes; Pleosporales
Exons: 2
Coding region: 1-1008 (335 amino acids)
Source: RefSeq, a predicted model, not a curated record
AUGAAGCCUUUGAGGUUCAUCUAUGGCGGAUUUGGGUUUCAGAAAGGCUACAACUUCGUCCUCUACGCAAUCACUGCCGGUGCUUUACUUGGGUUCGUUCUUGCACGAGUACAGUAUCUGGAUAUAGAUGGCAUAUUCCGGGAGGAAUCAAUUCCAGGAGAGUAUUACUGGUAUCAAUCUGGAUUUCGCAGGGUCGGAAUAAUCAUGCACCUUGUUGGUGUUCUCUUUGGUGGGAUGUUCGCCUUUCUACAAUUCACUCCAAUCAUUCGUCACAAAGCCCUCUGGUUUCAUCGAAUCUCCGGCUACCUUGCAAUACUGCUCCUGCUUGCGGGAAAUGCCGGCGUAUACAUGAUUAUAGACCAUUCGAUUGGAGGCGUCCCUGCAAUGCGAUUGUUCUUCGGCAUACUCGGAGCGAUGACGACUAUCGGCCUCCUCUUAGCUUAUGUGAACAUCAAGCGGCUUCAAAUAGAUCAACAUCGGGCUUGGAUGAUCCGCACAUGGGCAUGGGCGGGAUGUAUCAUCAGUCUUCGCCUCAUUCUUGAUGCCGCCACAGAAGUCGCGCACAGGUACGACAUCACCCUACAUACGCCCAUCCGAUGCGACGAGAUAUUCUUCAUGUACCUAAACAACGCCGGUAUACCCAACGAACAAAACCCGACGGGCAAAAUUUACGAGCAGUGUGGUGACAAUGCGAGCACAAACCCAUUGGAGAUACUCAUCUCAACCGAGGCGGGCGGGCCAGAAAGUGCUGCAGCGCUCCUGAGGCCAAUGUUUCUCAUGAGCGCAUACCUUGCUAUCACAAUCCACGCACUUUUGGCGGAGUUGUAUUUAUGGCUCACCCCUGCGGAGCAUUAUAGACUUCGGAUCGUAUCAUAUCAGAAGCAGGUCGAGAAAGGCUUGAGGAAGCGCGGAAGCCCGAAAGAGGCUGGACUGGGAAGCACUCGGUUCGGCGAUGCUCCCGAAUGGUGGUCGUUGUUGCGAGAGGACCAGGCGGCCCCCACUGCGUGA